AUGGCUGCUAACGAGCAGGAUCCACUGCUCCUGCUGCGGCAAUCCAUCGCAUCGAAACGACCUGCGGUUCCCACAGCUUCAGCCGAUGCUUCUGCGACCGAGGUUCCUCUCUCGCAAGCUACCCAUCUACUCUUCUCGCACCCAGCUCCCGUUUCUGUAUCGCUCUCGACACCGACGCGUUUCAUUUCAAGCGACCGCCCGGUCGACCUGCGAUCCAUCUACUUCGCCUGGCUAAACAAGGAUGUUGCAAUUCCCGAAUACAACGCAAGCGCUACCCGCCUCAACGAAGAACUGGGCAGCCUAGGCACUGUCCAAAACCUUGCCUUCGUCGAACGUUUAGACUUGUUCACUUGGCUGGAAGGCGCUAGUGAGGAGAGUGAACACAUCAAGCCUUUGGCUGGCGACAAGGACGGCAAGGAGGGAGCUAGUGCGAGCGCGUCCAAGACUGCCCCAGCAACUGCGGCCAGUCGAGCUGGACGAGGCACUUUGGAUCCUAGAUUGGCGGUCAUCUACAAUGGAGAGCGCAAGAUGGGGGAUCGCAACUCUGUGUUGCGCGGCGUGAAGCACACGGACUUCUCCCAUGUCCGUAAGCUCGCUGUUCCUUUCAUCCAGAAGAAACCCAAUGGCUCGUCGAACAUAAGCGCCAACCCAUCCCUCGCGCUCAACCAGAAGGCCCCAACGAGGCGACCAGACCCGAUUAUCCUCCUCUCGCCCUCGGCCUCCUCCCUUCUGCGCCUGUCCAACAUCCGCUCUUUUCUCGAGUCAGGGCGCUACGUGCAGCCCGACGGCAGCGCUGCUGCUAGCAUGCUGCACGUCUCCCGCGUCAUGAAGGAUAUCGACCCGUCGCGGCCCAUGCGUUUCAUUCUCGUCGAGGGCCCUGAGCAGUUCAAACCCGAGUACUGGAAUCGCGUUGUUGCAGUCUUCACAACUGGCCAGUCAUGGCAGUUCAAGAACUACAAGUGGAGCUCUCCUCCGGAUCUGUUCCGCCGUAUUUUGGGCAUCUUCAUCGGCUGGCGCGGGGAGCAACCGCCAGACAGCGUAAAGGACUGGGGCCACCGCGUGUUGCAGCUCGGCGUUGAUCGCUGGCGUGAUGGAACUGGUGCUCAGGAGGCGGCCAAGUUCAGGGACAAGGAAGCUGCAGAGUCGAUCUGGCGGGCAAUUGAGGCGAACAUGAAGAACAAGGGAUGGACAAAAACCACUGCGCCAACCCAGCUAUGA
Molecule: messenger RNA, 1218 nt
Organism: Colletotrichum abscissum
Lineage: Eukaryota; Fungi; Ascomycota; Sordariomycetes; Glomerellales; Glomerellaceae
Product: Cdc73 family RNA pol II accessory factor
Exons: 2
Coding region: 1-1218 (405 amino acids)
Biological process (GO): positive regulation of transcription elongation by RNA polymerase II; transcription elongation by RNA polymerase II
Cellular component (GO): Cdc73/Paf1 complex
Molecular function (GO): RNA polymerase II complex binding
Source: RefSeq, a predicted model, not a curated record